This is a messenger RNA of Mytilinidion resinicola, 1914 nucleotides long. RefSeq lists its product as uncharacterized. The record is from RefSeq and is a predicted model, not a curated record. The coding region runs from base 111 to 1634 and encodes 507 amino acids. NCBI's taxonomy places the organism in Eukaryota, Fungi, Ascomycota, Dothideomycetes, Mytilinidiales, Mytilinidiaceae. The transcript has 3 exons. Gene Ontology annotation, molecular function: RNA polymerase II C-terminal domain phosphoserine binding; DNA binding. Gene Ontology annotation, cellular component: Cdc73/Paf1 complex.
CACCACUCUUUUCCGCCUUCACAACCUUUCCUUCGGUCCUUCUUCUUACCACAAGUCUCGCGCUAUACCACUGUACCUACUCCAACCAUCACUACCGACCCAAAAUCACGAUGUCCGACGACGAUUUCCUUGAUGAUGCGUUGCUCGCGCUCGCAGGAGAUGAGGACGAAGCCGAAGAAGGAGAGGCCUCCGAUGCCGCCUCCCCAGCCAACUCCCUUGGCUCUGGAGCCAUGGACGAGUCCGACUCGAGCCGUGACAGCCCGGAUGCCACCGAUACCGCAGUCAUGUUUCCUCUGGAGGGUGUCUUCCGCAAUGAGCGGGACAAGGCCGACAUCAUGGCCCUUCCCCAGGUUAAGCGCGAGGAGAUCCUAGCCGACCGUGAGGAGCAGAAACAACAGAAGAACUUCAGCGCCCAACUCGCACGUCGUGCCAAGCAAAUCGAGCACAAUACCCAAGGUCUUGAUGAUAAGAGGAAGCGCAAGGCGAGCUCCGCCGAGCUGGAUGAGAAUCAACGCAAGGCCAGUCGACCAAAGGUCAAAAGCAGCCAGCAUCUCGAAGCGUACAAGCGGCAACGCGAGCAGCGUGGCCAGUUGCGCGAACGACAGAAUGACCGCCGCAAUCAUGGUCGACGAGAGUCCUCAGGUUCCAAUCGAGCAUCCGACAUCGAUGCAGAGGGCGAGAGCGAGGUGGAAUGGGACUCGGGUGCCAAGGCUGCGCAGGCCACCCGCGAGGAAGUUCCCCCCAACCUGAACCACUACGACAUGGCUCGUGUCGGUCGUGGCUUGUUCCAUGUGGUUUGCUUCUACCCAGGCUUCGAGGAGACUAUGAUUGGCGCCUUCUGCCGUGUUGGCUCCGGCCAGGACCCAGCGACCGGCAGGACUCUCUACAAGAUGGCCCAGAUAAAAGGAUUCACCACGGGCAAGCCAUACGGCUUCGAGGGCAAAGGAGAAAUUAAGGCUUGGACCGACCUGUAUGUCGUGGUGCAACAUGGCAUCGGCAAGAAAGAGUGGCAGUUCCAAUACCUCUCUAACCAGAAGUUCACGGAAUCAGAGCUUGAGACGUACAAGAAGCACCUGGCGGAGAACAACCUUAAGGCACCAACUCGAACAUUCCUCGAGCAAAAGGUUCACAGCAUCAAGGCUCUCGUGGACCAUCACUGGAACGAGGAGGAGGUCAACGCCAUGAUUGCGCGGAAGCAGAAAUUCAUGCACCUCGAGCAAGCCAGCAUCAAGGUCGCCCCUCCCUCGCAGUCCGAACUCGCCGCGCAGCGCAUUGCAGACCUCAACAAGGCCAACCGCAUCGCCAACUCCGAAUCCAUCCGCAAGGCUCUCAUCGCAGAACGUCGCCAACGCGAGCGCGAACAGCGCGAGCGUGCUCUCAAGAGGCAGAAGGAGAGGGAGGCGAAAGAAGAAGCUGAGAAGGCCAAGCUCCUCCAGCCACCGAAGUCCAACCUCGACGACCUCUUCGAAGCUAGCGACCGCAGCCGCUCGGGCACCCCUGCUACCUUGGCCAAGCCGUCUGGCACGAGCACCCCAGCCAAGAAAGAGAGGAAGGGCAUUCCAACCUUCAAGAAGCGCACUAUGGACGAUGACAUCAUCGCCAGCCUAGAUAUUGGCAUCGAGAUCGAUAUCUGAACCUGAUGACACUGCGAAGAGAUCGAAAGAGCUGCCUUCUUCCCUCAUGAGACUUGCUUACGGCGAAUGAAAGGUGGCAUCUGGUAUAGGUGUUUUGGCUGUUUUGCAUUUUCUGGCCCGGCAAAAGGCAUAGUCGAUCUUUCUAGGCGGCGACACUCUUGAUUAUGUUUGGGCGGGCCCGUUUCGAGAAGGCGAUGUCGAUUUCUGCAUGUUGAUGCAAUGAUGACUUGAUUCCUCUCGGCAUAUCGAGAAAGACUCUGUUGACUUGGAGUAUACUACC